Molecule: messenger RNA, 940 nt
Organism: Spathaspora passalidarum NRRL Y-27907
Lineage: Eukaryota; Fungi; Ascomycota; Pichiomycetes; Serinales; Debaryomycetaceae
Gene: EGD1
Product: Egd1p
Exons: 1
Coding region: 23-499 (158 amino acids)
Cellular component (GO): nascent polypeptide-associated complex; cytosol
Source: RefSeq, a predicted model, not a curated record
UACGACUAUUACUAUACAGAAAAUGCCAGUUGAUCCAGAAAAGUUAGCUAAAUUGCAAAAGGCUACCGCCAAGAAGGUCGGUGGUUCCAGAAUUAAGGCCAAGAAGAACGUCAAGACUGAACAAGACGACACCAAGUUACUUGAAGCCUUAGGUAAAUUAAAGGCUACCAAGAUUGAAGGUAUUGAAGAAGCCAAUUUCUUCAGAGACGACGGUAAGGUCUUGCACUUCAACCGUGUUGGUGUCCAAGGUGCUCCAGCUUCCAACACCUUUGCCUUCACUGGUUACCCUCAAGAAAAGAACAUUACUCAAUUGAUUCCACAAAUCUUACCUCAAUUGGGUGCUGAAAACUUGGAAAUCUUGAGACAAUUGGCUGAACAAAUUCAAGCCGGUAAGACCCCAAGAGAUUUCAACACUGGUGCCGAAGCCGCUGAAGCCGCUGAAGCUGAAGCUGACAUCCCAGACUUGGUUGAAGGUCAAAACUUUGACGACGUCGAAUAAAUUAUACCAUGAGUCAUGAAUGGACGGUGAUCAUCUACAUCUAUAUAAAUUUGGAAUCCUAUAAGUUUGAUCUUGUAGUGCGAUAGAUUUUAUGUACUUAAUGUAAUAAAUAAUAAAAACCGAACAUGCGACUGUAGAUUGUAUAUGAAUGGUUAGUUUCGAUCUAAUAUGCAUCUGUCUAUUUGUACCGUGAAAUUAGGCAAUCCUGCCAUAUAAGUAACAAUAUAAGUAGUAUUGCUCCAAUUGGGUAGCAAUCGUAACUUGUUAUGCCCAAAAGUCUACUCUAUUGGAGGUUGGUAGAAACCAGCUAAGUGCUGUGGGAAAUAUAAGUGUGUGGUUCAAUUAGAAUUGAUCCAUAUUUUACUUGUCAAUGCAAACUCAUUGUUAUAUGCUGUCUGGUGUAUGUCUAGUUCUCCCCUCCCCCCACAUUUCCCAAAUGCU